AUGUCACUAUUGGCCCUACCCACCGAAUUAUUACAGCAGGUCGCUGCACUCCUCCCGGAUGGACAUCUCUCCAGUCUACUGCAGGUGAACCUCCAUCUAUACGAUGUACUGCUUCCAUGUCUCUACCAACGGCGUCACAAGUCUCGAGACUUUGCACGUAGCUGGCCAGCAGGUUUCAUGCGAGCCAUUGCGACUGGGAAUGUCCAAGGCACACAGAACUUCCUCCACUACGGCGCCGACGUGAACCUCGUAUGCAGUCAUCACUUUCUGCAUCAAGCAAAAGUCCCUAUUGAGCCCUGGUUUGAUUUGCAGACGCCGCUUAACGUGGCAGCGAGCAUCGGGAAUGACACGUUGGUAAUGAUGUUGCUAGGUCACGGGGCUGAAAUCAACGGAUUGAAGCACCAUGAUGGGGUUCGCUUUAGACACACCCAGCCAGCUAUCGCGGAUGCUCUAUUAUCAGGACAUAUAAGUACUGUUCGACUCCUGCUUGAACAUGGCUCAGAUAUCCAAGACUGCCAUAUAGAGGCUGGUCGGCUAGUCCUCUACGCCGUUAAUACAGGCCAGUUAACGAUGCUCCAGCUCCUGAAGGAGUUCGGAGCUGAUCUAAACAUCGCUUAUAAUCACGUGGAACCCCUACACAAGGCAGCCUGCUUGCGACAAAUAUCGACUGAUAUAGUACGGUUCCUGCUUGACCAUGGCGCGGAAAUCACCUCUUCUGAUCGUCGUCAUAGACGGUUUAUGGAAGAUGUGAUGAGAGGAGGGACCAUCGAUACUGCCCGGCUUCUGCUAGAACGCGGAGCGGUAUUUCCCCAGGAUGGAUUUCAUUCGGCUAUUGCCUGCGGAACGCCUGACUUUAUCCGCCUGCUCAUUGAAUAUGGUCACAAGCCUGAUAUCGAGUGGCUCAAGUGGGCUAUUAGGAGUCGGCGGCUCGAUCUAUUGCAGCUACUUCUUGAAGAGGGCGUUGGUCUCUAUUCCAGGGACGCUAGAGGAUCCACAAUCCUGCAUUAUGCGGUAAAGUGGUGCAGCUAUGAAAGCCCCACACAUGGAAUGUCGCAAGCGAUAUGCGGGAUUCCUGCACAGACGCCACUUGUGCGCCGUAUCAAAAACAUCGAGCCUCAAACGGUAUCACGUCCAUGUAGUAUCCAGGGCACCUCUAGGGGUACUUCGGAAGACAUCCUGCGCUAUGUCAUUCAUAGAGGGGCGGAGAUCAAUGCCUUGGAUGGCCCUAACAAACUAGGGUACAUAAAGCAGAGCCUCCCGGAAUAUGGUAACACCAUCAUCCGAUCUGAGGUGAAAGUGAACCAUCUUCAUGCGACGAUCUUGUCCAAAACCAAACACACUAUUCACAGAAGACUUCUCUAUAUCUUUCACAUGUCUUUCAAACUACUUGCCCUCUUCUCCGCAACAGUGCUAGCCACACUCAACGACGGCACAAACCUCGUUACUCCCGUCGUUGAAACCGUGACUACUUAUGAGACCGUUACAGGAUCUCCGGUUACCACAGCUGUAAACAAAACCGUGACUUCAUACAUUGAUCUAAUUGAAUCUUAUCUUGUUUCUGAACUGGAGGCCCUGGAGCCAACAUACCCAAGCUGGGUCGAAUCUGUUCUUGACACCGCCAUCCCGUCAACAUGGGCGGAGAGAAUGUCAAGCGAUCAGUCAUUCUCCAAGUCUGUGGCGGACGUGGCGGCAUCAGGGAUCCUGCCAGCCUGGUAUUCUAGUCUGCCAAGCGAUGUGAAAUACGUUAUGACAAGCGAUCAAGCUUUAUACAAAUCCGAGAUCUCUGCUUUAACUUGGCCUCCCGAGACUUUCGUUACCGGUUCCAGGUCGUUCUUACCUUCGACGCCGGUAUUAUCGUCAUCUAUCUCCUCUUCAUCGUCAUCCACGGAGUCAAGUACGUCUGACCCUAGUAAUGAAACACAAGCUUCUGAGACGUCUCCCGUGUCUACUGGGGGUGCGCCCGUCCCUACUGGAAACCUUGUCGUGAGUAUCGUGGGUGCUGCCGGCGUCCUGGGCCUUGCUCUUGCUUUGUAA
This is a messenger RNA of Aspergillus niger, 2034 nucleotides long. RefSeq lists its product as uncharacterized. Gene Ontology annotation, molecular function: protein binding. The coding region runs from base 1 to 2034 and encodes 677 amino acids. The transcript has 2 exons. Lineage: Eukaryota; Fungi; Ascomycota; Eurotiomycetes; Eurotiales; Aspergillaceae. The record is from RefSeq and is a predicted model, not a curated record.